UUCUAAAUAAUUUGAAUGUCUGCAGAAACUUCUCCAGCUAUUUUUACUUUCGUUAUGGCACACAAACCACUAACGAACUACAAGGCAUGUGUUGCAAUAGACAUCGGAACCACAGGGACAGGAUACGCAUACAAGAUUUUAGGCGAUUUAGGCUCAGACCAGAUGGAAGUAACUUUAAACAACAAAUGGACAGAGGAGUCACAGGGCCUUCUCGCCAUUAAAGCGCCUACUUGCCUACUGCUUGACCCAAAGAUGACCUUUAACGCCUUCGGCUACGAGGCAGAAAAUAAGUACUCAGAAUUAGCUGCAGAGGGAUUGCACAGGGACUGGUAUUAUUUUGAGAGGUUCAAAUUACAACUAUUUAAAAACAAGAUUACCCCAAGUCUGCAAAUUGAAGAUGCCAUUGGAAAGAAAGUUUCUGCACUUUUGGUUGUCACGGAGACCAUAAAAUACAUCAAAUCUCACGCGCAGCAGAAACUCAUUCUUUACGAGCCAAGUAUGAAAGAAAAAGAAGUCCAAUGGGUUCUUACUGUGCCCAGUAUCUGGGACACAGAGGCAAAAAACCUGAUGAAAUCGGCAGCUAAUAAGGCUGGAAUUCCCAACUCCAACCUGAUAAUCAUCAGUGAGGCUGAUGCCGCUUCCGUCUUCUGUAUCUUCGCUAAAGCUGACAAGGGACAUAAAGGCUUAGAUUCACAGCCAGUAGGGACCAAGUAUAUGGUCAUAGAUAUUGGAGGGGGAACAACAGACAUUACAGUUCACGAAAGAGUAUCAAAAAUAGAAAUAAAAGAAGCAUACCAGCCCUCGGGACUGUCUUAUGGAGGCAUGGCCAUAGACGAAGCGUUUGUCAAAUUCAUGACGGAAAUGUUGGGAGAUGACACUAUGGAUCGUUUCAGAGUGCAAGCAUGUGAUGAAUUUGUUAAAUGGAUGAAGCAAUUUGAGAGACUGAAGCAGAAUGUUCCUGUUGUAGAAAAAAAUAGAAAAGAGAAGUUUGUUAUCUAUAUUCCGGAACGAUUGAAUGAGAUUUAUAAGUCUUUGAAUGACAAAACAAUAUCGGAACUGACAAAAAGUGGAAAAUUCAAACACAAGGGCAAAAUUGAAAUGACAGCCGGUAAAAUGCAAUUUGAAAUGGAUAUAAUCCAAGAUGUUUUCAAAACUGUUACAGACAAAAUAGUUAAUCAUUUGGAUGCCUUAUUCAAAAUCAAAGAGCUGUCUUCAGUUGCGAUGUUGAUUUUUGUUGGCGGGACUGCGGAAUCGAAACUAGUUCAGCAGACGAUGUUCCAAAAAUAUCAAAGCUCCAAACGAUACGUACUGUAUCCGAAGGAACCCGGUACAGCUGUCCUUAAGGGGGCGGUGAUUCUUGGACACACGGUUAAUAUUAUGGACCAGAGGUUAAUACGCCAUUCUUACGGAUCAGGGAUCAAAGUUCCUUUUCAAAAGGGAGUCCACCCAGAGAAUCUGAAAAUAGAAAGUGCCGGUGGAACUUGGUGUCGUGGUGUGUUUAAACCCUUUUUACUGGCUGGAACAAAGUUGAAGGUUGGUACUUUGAUUCAGAAAGAAAUCGAGGCAAUUAAUUACGCAGAUUCUGUGUUUGCGGUUUAUAAGACAGACAAGAGAGGUGUUGAGUACAUCACGGACGAAGCAUGUCAAGAAGUUUGUAAGGUCUGGAUGAACAAUAUUCUUCCCGCCAAAUCGAAAAAACCGCAGAUCUACGUAGUCAAGUACACCUUGACGGAAACUGAACUGGUUAUCGAACUCACCCUCAAGGAAACGGGGAACAAACACGUAAUCACAAGCAAAAUUGAAUUUGAAGACAUAUUCUGAAAAAAGGAAGGAGAUGAAGAAUCAAUCAUAUGAAUACAGGAAUUCAUUGCAAUAGGUCAAUUACCCUCAACUAAUUUGAAGACAGAAAUAUACAAGAAUUUUAUUUACAUGACCAGCUACAGGAGUUAUACAGUAUCCCGUCAAAUCAAUGAAGACGUUUAAAAAUUAUCAGUGAUAUUCUGAAAGUGAUUCAAACCCAAUAAACUACCGUGCAAAAUGAAGUAUUGUGAUAAGAAAAUUCAAAAUCAAUUUUGCUUUAAUUAACUAUAUUGUAAUGCCCAUAUAUCAUGAGUUAAGUCCAAGUUUUGGGUAAUACUCUAGACACACUGCUGUGUUAUUAAGUGAAUUGAAUAAACGACGUUUUCAUUGCAAUUAGGUAAUUAAGUUUUGAUUAAAAUUGGCUUACUUUAAUACUUCAAAGGAUCAUCUUUUGUUUUGCGUCCUGUA
Molecule: messenger RNA, 2268 nt
Organism: Saccostrea cuccullata (small rock oyster)
Lineage: Eukaryota; Metazoa; Mollusca; Bivalvia; Ostreida; Ostreidae
Product: heat shock 70 kDa protein 12A-like
Exons: 4
Coding region: 16-1821 (601 amino acids)
Molecular function (GO): ATP binding; ATP-dependent protein folding chaperone
Source: RefSeq, a predicted model, not a curated record